Messenger RNA from Thunnus maccoyii (southern bluefin tuna), 1892 nucleotides. RefSeq lists its product as uncharacterized. The coding region runs from base 161 to 838 and encodes 225 amino acids. Gene Ontology annotation, biological process: regulation of apoptotic process; signal transduction. The record is from RefSeq and is a predicted model, not a curated record. The transcript is spliced from 4 exons. Lineage: Eukaryota; Metazoa; Chordata; Actinopteri; Scombriformes; Scombridae. Gene Ontology annotation, molecular function: protein binding.
GUCGAAGACACACAAUGAAGAACAAGCCGCGGGAGAAGGAGCAGUGCAGCAUCUAAACAGAGGAAACUGUUUCAUUGUUGUCUGCAAAAAGCUGUGUAGUCGUGUUUUUUAUAUGAACCCAGCUGUUAGAGUGUGGAGCUGAUGUAAGUGACAGUCAGUCAUGGAUGAGGAACCAGCGGGAGAAAUCCAGCUACUCAGAAGCCAGAAGGCCAAGCUGAUAGAAAUUCUAAGUGCCGAUGCCGACUUUGUACUGCAGCAUGCAGACUCUCGCUGUCUGCUGUCUCUCUCUGGGUACCAGCAGGUGAAAGCUUGCCGUAUUCCCAGUGAGAAAGUGAGGGAUCUUCUGGAUAAUAUCAUCCAGAGAGGGCCCAAGGCAGCACAGGGUCUACUGGAACUACUGAAAGAUGAGGCCCUGCAGGAAACCUUCCCAAUGCUUCAGUUUGUUAAGGAUUUGCAAAUCAACAAGCUGUCCUCAGGGGAAAAAGAAACAUCGAGAAAGAGAAAAUCCACUUCUGAUUUACAGGAGACCAUUUCAUCCCAAAAGAUCUGCAACAGUGGAUCUCACUUGGUGACGGAGAAGCAGCUGAUGACCGUGGCUCGUGCUAUUGGCAGAUCGUGGAAGGAGAUUGGCAGAUGCUCACUGGACAUCCCCUCUGUAAGGCUGGAGCAGAUUGAAGAGGACCAUUCGCUCCAUACGGAACGAGUAUUUGCAAUGCUGCGCUUCUGGCGUAACCGCCAGAGGGAAAAAGCCACCGCCACUCACCUGCACUCCCUGCUUAGUCAGGAAGUCUGGGAGCUGCCACCUGAAAGCAUCGACUUUCUGUUGGAGACUGACUGAGGCCUUCACUGCCUGAUACCUGCUGAGACUGAAAACCCUUUCAAAGGGCUUGUUUUUACUGGAAAUAAAUGUGUUUCUCAUCAUAGAUCCUGCCAUUCCAUUUCAGGAAAAAACAACACUUGAAGACUAUGUUAUGGGAUCAAUCAAGAGUCAUACAUGUUUAUCCUGAGAAGCUUUAGUACCAGCAGGUCUCUAAUUCUACGUACACCGCUUUCUUAUCACAACGCAUUUUGAUAUAUGAUUUUAUGAUCAAAAAAAGUUUGUUUUAUGAAGUUUCUUUGAAAGAGGGAUUUCUCUUUUUUUAUUGUUAACUGGCUGUAGCAUUGAUUUCCAUGAACCUUUCACUCAGGGAUAAAUAAGGAAAAUAACUGAGCCGUGCUAAUUUCAUUUUAAUGUAAAUACAGAAGGGCAUUAAAAAAUGAGAGAGAUCAUCUGUAACUUUGUGGGAGAAAAAUGUGAUUUUCUCUGAAUGUGCAGACACCACAAGUCUGUCAUCAAGUCUGUUGAGAUAAAGGAGACACAUGAAAAGGAGGGUAGACAAGAAGGCAUUGCCAACCACAGCCACAUUAAAUAAGCUCAUUAUACCACAGUUGACGUCUCUUCCCUGAGAAUUCCUAUUACAAGUUAAGAUACUCUUGAAAAUAAGGUAACGUGGUUGAGAUCCAAUGAGAAACAUUUAAUGAAAUGCACAAUACCUUGAUUUAUUAAUGAGAAAUUCUCGUGUGAAUUGAUAAAAGCAUUUCUUUUUUGUCACAGAAACUCAUAAGUCAGAAGUUACUGUAUUUCUCUGUUGUUUUUCUGAUUCAGUUUCUUCAUCCCAGACGACAUUAAUUAACUUUUUCUGGGACAAAGGUUGACUCCCACCCACUCCUUCCACUUUGUAUUCCACUCUGCAUCUUUGCUUUGUAGCCAUUUUCUGCCGUCUUCCUCGUCAGCACAGCUUAAUGACGGAGUAAUGAGUCACCAGCUUUUUAAAAGCAUGGAUAUGGCAAACAUGUUAUCAUUCUCAUGUAAGUACAGUAUGCUUUAUAUGUCUGUUUUUAUUAAAAGUAAC